Paramacrobiotus metropolitanus is the source of this 3501-nucleotide messenger RNA. RefSeq lists its product as uncharacterized. Bases 460 to 3324 code for a protein of 954 amino acids. NCBI's taxonomy places the organism in Eukaryota, Metazoa, Tardigrada, Eutardigrada, Parachela, Macrobiotidae. The record is from RefSeq and is a predicted model, not a curated record. The transcript is spliced from 10 exons.
GCUGCGGCUGACGUCUGACGCAUCCAAGAAUGCCGUUGCUCCGCGUUCAAUCUCGGUUUUUCGGCAUACACUGCGCGCUGACUAAAUAUCACGACAUUCUAUCCUCAACACUCUGUCAUAAGGAUUCCUUACAUUAGUGCACGUCUUCCGAUCCGAAACGUUUUCAUCCAUUAAAUUCCCAUUGGACUGUGUGGCAUUUUUUGGAUAUAAUUGUAUUUAUUUCCUUUAACCGCCCUUUUCCACAUACACUGCAUUCCAUUGCCAUUCCGCUUGAAUUGCCUUCCUCUUUCCCUGCAACUUCACGGCACAUUGCACUACCGCUAACAGUCACGUCUAUGUAAACGACUGAGUGUGCUACUGUCUUGUGUCAACAACGCGAUAAGGCCGCCAAGUUCCGUCGAUCGCCGAAAAAAGCAGCCCACAUUGUUGGAUCGCGCGGUGAAGAGGGGUACGCGUACAAUGUUGACACUGCUGAUGGAUGCCGGCGAGAAGGAGCGCGCCGCCGUCCCGGUCGCCGGCGAUAAUGAGGCCAUGACGCAGUCGCACCUCACCGAGCACUGCUCCGUCUCCGUGUCCGAUCUGCAGUUGUGCCUGGGACUGCAGGGCCACGAGGCGCCGCUGCAGCGGAUGCCGCACCAGCGCCAUCAAGACAGCGGAACGAACACCUCCUUCUCCAUGUCGGCCGGCAGCCAGCCCCCCUCAGCCUGGUCCUCCCGGACUCCCGGGGAGGCCAUGGCCUCCACCAGUCUCCUCAGUUCCGCCGCACCGUGUUUCUGCUCCGGAUGUUCGGGCGAUUCGCGCUGGCAGUACAGCGAUGAUGACUACACCUCGCCGUCGGCCGCCCUCGGGCUGCACUACCACCACCCCGGUCUGGCGGACUCCCUGCAUCCGGCCGCGCCGGACCGUCCACCCCGGCAGAUGUCCGCUUCCAUGCCGCCGCCGCAAUUCGCCGCGCAGGUCACGGAUUCCGGAGAUUCCAAACGCUUACUAUAUCAAUCGGCAUUUGUCGGGCAUUCACUUCCGGUCGAUCGCUCCGCCCCCAGUCAAUCGGAAUCCCUGGAAUUGGACCUCAGUGGGAGCCUACGUUUUUCCCCGUUGACUUCCGCCUCCAACCUCUUCCAGACGUCCAGUACGUCGCCCCUGGAGAGUGGGGAAAGCGGCCGCCCGAGCAUGUCCAGUAAAUUCAAUUAUUUCCUGGCGUUCAAUGAUCUGCAGCACAGCGGCGCGGUGUCGCAUAUCCAGCCAGAUGCGUCGCUGUUGGACAGCGGGACGGUGUGCCCCGAGGAGGCCCCGGACCCCGGUGGGAAGCUGCGGUGCUGGACAGACGUGGCCGAGUCGUAUAUGGAAACGCCGGUGAGCGCGUCGGUGAUCGGCCGCACCGCCGAGUCGGUGAUUGCGCCGUUGAAUGAAGUUAGAAAGCGGGCGACAACGGCCAAGAUGGCGCAUUCCGGGAGUCCCGAGUGUCAGGAGACAUCUGCCAGUGAUGUCAGCGCCACCUCGGGGUAUUCUUCGUCGCGCUCGUUGCAAAACGCCAACACACCAGGUCGACAAGCAUUCAGCCAGCAGUCGGGCUUUCCCUCCCCCGCCCAGGGCAUCCGUCAAAGCCCAUCCCUGCCCCUCAACGUGGGCACCGGCUGCAGCACCGCCGAGACUCUCCAACGCAACUAUGAGUUCUCCCAAAAAUACCGCCACACUGCCAGCGCAAACGCUCUCCAUCCCGACGCCUCCCCAACUCCCACCCCCACCGACAACCGUUCGAAACACUCGGCCCCCAACCUCCCGUUCCUCUCCGCCGCUCCGGCGUCUACCCGGUCCGCCACCCAACCCCCGACCCCGCCCACCAAGAUGCCGCGGCCCUUCUCUUGCCCGGAGCGCUUCCUCCCGGGUGGCGGUGACGCCGGGGCCCCGCUUCGCGUCAACACCGUCGACGACUGGGAGUCCCUGCGGGUGCUGCUUCCGACGCCGUUCCAGCGCUUCUUCCGGGCGCCGGAAGCUGCAGUGCAGCGUCUACCUAGCGUCCCGUGGGGCGUGCAUUCCGAUGAGGAGCGCCUGCGGAGACGGGACUCGGAGGAGGUGUGUCCGACGUGUUUCAAGAUGGUGGAGACCGGCGGGAUGACACAGUCGGUGUGUGACUGCUCCCCGGUGUUCCCGGCGUCGCCGACGUCUAGUUCGUCGUCCAAGUCGGCGGAGAUGGUGGGACCUGGGCAAUCAGCACGGAUGUCCCUUUUUGAUGAUCUUAUGGAGUUCUCGCAGAAGGAUACGCGAAACACGGCGCCCACGCAGAUUGUUGUCAAUCUCAAGCAUAAACAAGAACUCGUGACCGCGGUGAAAGCGGCUGCUGUUGGACUGAUCGGAUUGGCCGGGUUCCGCGGCAUGCAAAAAGAUAAGACUCCGGAAGCCGGCAAACACCAGCAGGCGGAGAACUUAUCCCGGAUGAUCCUGCAUCAGUUCAUUAUGGCGCUGCAACGGUUGCUGGAAGACGGCAUCCAUCGAGGAUACAGUGUCUGGUCGGUGCUCGUUACCGGCUCAUCAUCCACCGGCAAGAAACGCCGGAAUUCCCAUAAAACUGGCGCCUCGAUGGCGGUGCGCGUUAAAGAACUUGUGAAAGCGAUCGAGGGCUCCCCGCUGUUCCAAAAUGAUCAGCAGUGCUUUGCGCUCUUCGUUACGGAACUACUACGACUGGGCGAACUGAAAGACUGGUUAAGAUGGCGCAUCGAGCAGACGGACAUCUGCGCACAAUUACGCGCGUAUUACGCUAUGGAUGGCUUUGUCUUCUUGGCAUCUUCCAUAACCAAAGAUUUAUGGGAAGAUUUACUGGACACGCUAAACUGCCUGAAAUUCCCGCCGGCUUCCGCCACCCGGAAACCUUCAGAACCGGCAUCCCUAUCGCUGUCCAGCAGCGUCAUCCAGCCGACCAUCGGUUCCCCGCGUCAACCGGUCCAAAGCAGUCCGCGCGACAUGACCACCAGUUCCUCCGUAAAGCGUCUCGCCGAGAAACUCGGCCUCGUUCACCGUAAAGAAGACGAGCGACGUUUCUCCCUACUCCCCAGCUAUCCCACCCAGAUGUACGUGCCCAGCCGGCGGAAGAAGACCACUCCUGUCGAGGCCCCGCCCCCUGUCGACUACGCCGCCCAACCGCAUCUUUCCAUGCAUAUGAAAUCGAGAUGGAGUGAGUGGCAUCUUAGUCGGUUGGCCGAGAGCACGGAUGAUGUCCCGGGAGAGCCACCGGAGAGGCGAGGACUUGGGGCGGGGGUGGGCGUGGCCGGCGGGAUAGGCCGGACUAAGUCGCCUAGUUUGUUUGAUAUUCGGACGUUUGUUCAGUGAUGCUUGGCGUGUGCUUCCUGUAAUGUGAUGUGCGUGCUGUUUCGGCUGGAUUCCGUUUUAUACUGGCAUACUCGUUUCAUGGCUGAUGUACAGUGUCUUCCUUAAAUUCUCCGCAGAGCUGUUGAACGUUCUUGAACACAAUUCGAUAACAAUCAUCUGUUUAAGUUUACUGCCACG